AGCAGCUGGUUGCAGACCCGAUAGAGUCCUGCCCCUUUACAACAAGUUUCGUCUGUAACCACAACACCACAUCUGACAUCUCUUAUUAAAGAUGGGGGAAAGGUUGCAAGGCCAAAAAACCUACGUUUGUUCAUUUUUUGAAUGUAAAGCUAAGUUCAGUAAGCCGUGGAAGUUUGAGGCUCAUCUUUGCAAACACACAGGAUUGAAACCGUUUUCCUGUGAGAGCUGUGACAAGAGCUUUUGCACUCGCUAUCAGCUCACCAGACACGAGCUCAAUCACAGUGGAGAGAAACCACACAAGUGUCUUGCUGAUGGAUGCGCCGAGGCCUUUGUUACAAACAGCAGCAUGAAGCACCACAUGGCACGGGUUCAUCAGCACCAAGACAAGAGAUAUCUGUGUGACCAUCAGGGCUGUGGAAAAGAUUUCCACAAGAGGAACCAACUGAAAGCUCAUAAGUAUGAUCACCAGCAGGUCCUACCCUUUCAUUGUUCUUUCGAUGGCUGUACAAGAGAAUUUCCCACACAUGGAAAACUGAAGCAUCACGAGAGUGUGCAUGGAGGUUACCCCUGCGAGAAUGACUCGUGUUCUUUUCGAGGAAAGACAUGGGCAGAAUACCUGAAGCACAGAAAUGAACACAAAGUUAAGGCUCAGUGUGGAGAGUGUAAAAAGCUGUUUAACAACGCCUGGUUCUUGCGCCAGCAUGAGCUCCAUGUCCACUCCGGGGAGAAGAAGAAGCUGGCCUGCCCGAGAAAAGGCUGUGGUAAGAAGUUCACUCAUCGCUUCAACUUGGAAAGCCAUGUUCUGGGAGACCACGAGGGCAAGAAGCCCUUCAGCUGUGCCUACGCUGGCUGUGGGAAGAUCUUUGCCAUGAAGGAAAGCCUGUGGCGACAUGGAGUGGUGCAUGACCCCGCAAAGAAAAAGCUGAAGAAACUGCAUCCUAAAAAGAACCAGCCCUGGCGUGUUGCAGAGCAGCUCAGACUCAAAGCUGCAGCCAUGCAAGCUGCGACCAACAAGCUGGCCACCAAACUGUACAAGACAACUUUGAAGGAUAACAAACCGUGAGGCUGCCUUCUAUACAUUUCUGCAUGUGUUCAUUAAAAGUGAAACAUGAUUUCUGUUAUAUUUUUGUUUACGCAAGUAUGAAAUAAAGCCUCAUUAAAACAGCA
Molecule: messenger RNA, 1167 nt
Organism: Labrus mixtus (cuckoo wrasse)
Lineage: Eukaryota; Metazoa; Chordata; Actinopteri; Labriformes; Labridae
Gene: gtf3ab
Product: general transcription factor IIIA, b
Exons: 9
Coding region: 92-1063 (323 amino acids)
Cellular component (GO): nucleus
Source: RefSeq, a predicted model, not a curated record